GUGAAUGGCGGCUGGUCUACCUGGUCAGAUUGGUCCUCGUGCAGCAACCGUUGUGGCCGUGGGUGGCAGAAGCGUACUCGCACCUGCACCAAUCCAGCACCACUCAAUGGCGGCUCUAUUUGUGAGGGACAAUCUUUCCAGAAGCUUGCCUGCACCACCAUGUGCCCAGUAGAUGGAGCUUGGACUGAAUGGAGCAAGUGGUCAGCCUGUAGCACCGAGUGCACGCACUGGAGGAGCCGAGAAUGCAUGGCUCCAUCUCCCCGAAAUGGAGGCAAGGACUGUAGCGGCGUCCUCCUUGAUUCCAAAAAUUGCACCGAUGGGCUAUGUAUGCAAAAUAAAAGAUUUGUAAGCGAACCCAAAACUCACCUACUGGAGACAUCUGGUGAUGUGGCUUUGUAUGCUGGCAUAGUGGUGGCCAUUUUCGUCUUUGUCGUUAUCUUGAUGGCUGUUGGGCUGGUUGUGUAUAGGCGAAACUGUCGGGAUUUCGACACAGACAUAACAGACUCCUCUGCUGCAUUAACAGGAGGCUUCCACCCAGUUAAUUUCAAAACUUCCAGAAAUGAUACCCCCCAGUUGCUCCACCCUUCAGUGCAGCCUGAUCUAACUGCCAAUGCCGGUGUCUAUCGUGGCCCUAUGUAUGCCUUGCAAGAUUCCUCUGACAAGAUCCCCAUGACCAACUCUCCAUUGCUUGAUCCACUCCCUAAUCUCAAGAUCAAAGUGUACAGUUCCUCCACAGCAUCUUCCUCCACUGGGAUGCAUGAAGGAGCAGACCUGCUAGGAGCCAUGACCACAGGCUCCUUCCCAGGAGACAGCCACAGGGAGAACCAUUUCAUGAACCUAAGAAACAAAAGUAUGGGCUCCCAGCAGCUUCUGACUCUGCCUCGAGAUCCUGGGAAUAGUGCUACAGGGACAUUUGGCUGCCUGGGAGGAAGGCUCAUCAUCCCUGGGACAGGUGUGAGUCUGUUAGUGCCACAUGGAGCAAUUCCUCAGGGGAAGUUCUAUGAAAUGUAUCUAAUGAUCAACAAAGCAGAAAAUAUUCUCUUUCCCUCUGAAGGCACACAGACAGUACUGAGUCCUAGAGUGACCUGUGGUCCUACGGGGCUGCUCUUAUGCCGCCCAGUCAUCUUGACCAUUCCACACUGUGCAGAGAUCACUUCCCCAGACUGGAUGUUGCAGUUGAAAACCCAGUCCCACCAAGGACACUGGGAGGAAGUUGUGACGCUAGAUGAAGAGACUUUAAACACACCUUGUUACUGCCAGCUGGAACCCAAGUGCUGCCAUAUCCUGCUAGAACAGCUUGGAACAUACGUCCUUGUGGGAGAAUCCUAUUCUAGGUCGGCCAUCAAGAGACUGCAGCUGGCCAUCUUUGCUCCCACCCUCUGUACCUCAUUGGAAUACAGCCUCAAAGUAUAUUGCUUGGAGGACACACCUGAUGCUUUAAAGGAAGUGCUUGAAAUCGAAAGGACUCUCGGCGGCUAUCUAUUAGAAGAGCCAAAGCCUCUGCUGUUUAAGGACAGUUAUCACAAUUUGCGCCUCUCGGUUCAUGACAUCCCUCAUUCUCUUUGGAGGAGCAAACUCCUAGCCAAAUAUCAGGAAAUCCCUUUCUAUCACAUUUGGAGUGGUAGUCAGCGGGCAUUACACUGCACCUUCAGCCUUGAGAGAUACAGCCCGGCUACUACAGAACUCACUUGCAAAAUCUGUGUUCGGCAAGUUGAAGGAGAAGGGCAGAUAUUCCAGUUACAUGUUACACUUGGAGAGAACUCCAGCUCCUUUGAUGCCUUGCGGUCCCACACUGGUGGUGCCAUGACAACCCAGCUUGGACCACAUGCCUUCAAGAUUCCUCUGUCCAUACGGCAGAAAAUCUGCAACAGUCUUGAUGCUCCUAACUCCAGAGGGAAUGACUGGCGGCUCCUUGCCCAAAAGCUUUCUGUGGAUCGGUACCUAAAUUUCUUUGCCACCAAAGCCAGCCCGACUGGGGUGAUCCUGGACUUAUGGGAAGCCCAACAUCAAGACGAUGGAGAUCUUAACACUCUGGCCAGUGCCUUGGAAGAGAUGGGCAAGAGUGAGAUGCUGGUUGUCAUGGCAACAGAAGGAGAGUGUUGAUGCAACUGCUGGAGACUUCCAGCCACGUUGAGGAUUGAGUAAGAGAGGGACAGGAAGAAAAAAUAACUUAAAAGAGAGAAAAAAAGCUCUUUGGAACCAGUGGGAAACAGUUGCAAAGAAGGAGCAGAGCCAAGGCGCUGAAGGAUUCAACUCAGGUUUCUUCUCCUUCUCAUACUCCUCCCUCAUGAAAUCACAAUCAGCCUUAGAAAUUGCGGAGUUUACAAGCAAUCCAAGUGUUAAAGACUCCUUCCUCCUAUUCCUCACAGCCUUUGGAUUACAGCUUGAAAGCAAUGCAUCAUUGCUAACGGUGACCACAGCCUCAGGCGGCAGUGUCUUCUUCAAAUCUCUGUUGUCUCUGUGGCUUAUUAUGAGGGCUGCUGGAAUCUGGGCUGUUAAUUUGUUUGGUUCUUUGUUGAUCUCUUCUCGACUUUCUCUUUUCCCAUUUCCUACUUUGCUCUUAUUUCUUCUUUUCUGGCAUUUAUGCUUUGAAGAGUUGAGUACAAUUUAGUGAAGACAACUCCUGUCAGAAGCCUCAGACAGCUUAAA
Molecule: messenger RNA, 2649 nt
Organism: Notechis scutatus (mainland tiger snake)
Lineage: Eukaryota; Metazoa; Chordata; Lepidosauria; Squamata; Elapidae
Source: RefSeq, a predicted model, not a curated record